AUCUAUUUACAGACUAAGGUGUAAUAGUGUGUAUUGAACCGACUUGAUAGCUGUUUUUUUCCCAUUUGUUUUCAAGUGACACUACCAGACUAAAUUAACUUCUUGUUGGGGGGGGGGUCCACCAAUUCUUGUGUUAAUCCAAAGCAUUCUGAUGUCUAUGGAAAAAAAAAAAGUGAUCGCAGAUGAAAACUUACUACAAUCGUAACGCUUAGGAAGACGUGUAAUAAAUACACAUCUACAGGAUUGUAAACCCCCCCCCGAUCGAUCCUAGGAUAUUCGCAUGUCAGAUCUGUGGCCGUGUUCUGUAGUAAUGAGUUUUCAGUACUAUUUAUUGAGCAUAAACAUCUAUAAGCAUUAUAAAAAAAUUAUGUUUUAUGUGUCAUAGAUGCUAUGAGUCUUUAAUAUUGCCAUUCUGUUAUGUUGUAGCACAAAUGUUAUAUUUACUUUUAUCUAACCUCUAGAUCUCGGUUUCGAAGCACUCCAGAAUAUAUUUUGUUAUACUCAAAGUAUUUUGGUAUUUCCGAAUUCAUAUUUCCUACUAUUCUCAAAAGUAAAAUUAGUAAUCAUGCUGAAUAUUAUUCAGGAAGUUCUAAAUUUCCGUGUAGUGAACCUUCAACCAAUUUGUUUCAGUGGGACAAUGAAGGCUUAGUAUUUUACAUUUACCUCUGCAUUCAGUGAGCCACUGUGUAAUACUCCAUACCAAUAUUAGUGUAUUUUUGUGCAGUUUCAUUUGCUAACGGAACCAUUCACUUCAUAGUUUAUUACAUGUAGGCCUACAUGAUAUACUCCUGAUAGCAGGAUUAUAGGGAUGGUGUGAACUGCAGUGAAUAGCCUUGCAACAGUCUUGAAUAAGUAAAUGGUUAUGCAUAAAUCACUGUUGUAGUGUAAAGAAGGCUGCAUUUAGAACUGCAGAGUCUUGGAAGGGUAAUUGUCAUUGUUCUGUCAUUGGUUAUAACUUAAGAUACAGCAAGUCUCCUUCUGAAACGUGGCAACAAAAUUAUUGUGGCUGGAGGUUGCAACAGAUGCUAUUAAUGUGAAAUACGAAAGAAGAAAAGUCAGGAAACAAGAAUCUGCAGGGAACUACAAGAAUGCAAUUUUUUGUUGAUCUAAAGCAUCCUAGCCGGUUCAUCAUCAAUCUGCCGAAAGAGGAGAGGGAGGAGCUUGUAAGAGUGUGCUUCCAGAUUGAACUUGCAUACUGGUUUUAUCUAGACUUUUACUGUACGGAAGAAAAGAAAAUGGAACCAUGCAGUAUGAAAGAUUUUGCAGCACACAUCUUUAAUCAUGUACCUUCUUUAAAACCCCACGCUGCCAACUUAGACAGUGUUCUUGACCAAUGGAAGAAGUACAAAAAUGAAGUACCCACAUUUGGUGCAAUAUUGCUUAAUGAGGAUCUCACACAAAUGCUUCUAGUACAAGGUUAUUCAACAAAAUCGUCUUGGGGAUUUCCUAAAGGCAAGAUGAACAAAGAUGAAGAACCUAUGCGUUGUGCAGUUCGUGAGGUUUUUGAAGAGACAGGAUUUGAUAUUAGCACAAUGGUUAAUGAAAAUGAAUAUAUCGAAUCAACAAUUAAUGAACAGUAUGUUCGGUUGUACAUAGUGGGAGGAGUGAAAAAGGACACUGUGUUCAAACCAAGAACUCGAAAGGAAAUAAAAUCUGUUGAGUGGUUCCCAGUAGCUGACAUUCCUUCCAAGAAAACUAUGACUCCAAAAGGCAGGACGGCGGCCAAUAUGUUUUUUAUGGUUGCCCCUUUUAUCAAACGGAUACGACGCUGGAUCGCUGAGAAGCAACAACAGCCACCAUCACAGCAACAACUGCAGUUGCAGCAGCAGCAGCCACCACCAAAAUUUGAUCGUAACAAGAUAAUAAUUGAUGUGGAUGAUUCUCAGUCAUCUAAGAAUAGAAAGCAGCAACAGUUUUCUCAAGCUUUGCAGGCAGACAUACAUGAUAUCCAGAUGAUUCGCCAACAGAAAAGCACUGCGGGUCCUCGUUCUCCAUCGCACAUUGUGCAGAAGAAUGAUAAUGUGAGAGGACGGAAAGCUCCAUUCAAAAGACAACUUUUCAUUGAUGAUGAGAAAAAUUCUGGUAAGCUUGUAGUAAACUCUGGAAUUGGAAGCACGACUGAUAAAUGGGGAUCACCUUCAUGGGCAAACUUCCGGUUCAACUAUGAGGCAAUUAUGAAAUGUUUUGACUAAUGAAAGGAAUCGCUAGAUUUCUCCGUACAAACUUAAAAGGAAACUAUAUUGUUUGUAUAUUCUCAUUCUGGUACCUCUGUGUGAGAGGAUAUCUCAGGGUGACAGAUAUGCACCGCUGUGUCCCUUUCACAAAGGGACUUGUAAAUAGGUGUGGAUCCUGUAAAUUGCACUUUUACAGUUAGAAACGCUUUAAUUUUUAAGAGAUAUUUGGAUGAUCUCUGUGUUACUCUGUAUCUGUUGUAAUUUUGUUAAUAAAACAUUGCCGUUAGUA
Molecule: messenger RNA, 2463 nt
Organism: Schistocerca gregaria
Lineage: Eukaryota; Metazoa; Arthropoda; Insecta; Orthoptera; Acrididae
Product: m7GpppN-mRNA hydrolase-like
Exons: 6
Coding region: 1089-2192 (367 amino acids)
Biological process (GO): deadenylation-dependent decapping of nuclear-transcribed mRNA; nuclear-transcribed mRNA catabolic process, nonsense-mediated decay
Cellular component (GO): cytoplasm; P-body
Molecular function (GO): RNA binding; manganese ion binding; 5'-(N(7)-methylguanosine 5'-triphospho)-[mRNA] hydrolase activity
Source: RefSeq, a predicted model, not a curated record